Molecule: messenger RNA, 6919 nt
Organism: Oncorhynchus kisutch (coho salmon)
Lineage: Eukaryota; Metazoa; Chordata; Actinopteri; Salmoniformes; Salmonidae
Gene: itga1
Product: integrin, alpha 1
Exons: 30
Coding region: 300-3866 (1188 amino acids)
Biological process (GO): cell-cell adhesion; cell adhesion mediated by integrin; cell-matrix adhesion
Cellular component (GO): external side of plasma membrane; integrin complex
Molecular function (GO): integrin binding
Source: RefSeq, a predicted model, not a curated record
UCCACUCCACGCAGUAGCCUACGCAGCAGCAGAGGAUAUGGAGCGGUGACGUGCCACUGAACAGAAGAAUAACACUUAUUUUUUUAAACGGAAUAAGUUUAGGUUUAGUGGCACUUACAGGGUUCCUCUUGUACUUCAAACGCAGAUGCUAGAAUACAGGAAAUGUCAGGCGAAUUCUCAGAGUAGUUCAGUCACCCCUCGCGCCUCUAGAGAGAUCUGUCUUCAGUUGAAUAUUGCGCGUCAGACGGGAAGGGUCGAAGAAUACCGCUCCUGUCGCCCUGGAGACCGAUGAUACCAAGAUGCUCGGGCGAAUGCAGUAUAUUAAAUUAACGACAGCACUCGCGUUGCUACCGUGUGUGUUCUCCUUUAACGUGGAUGACAAGAAUGGGCUGAAUUUCCAUGGUUCGCUGGAGGACAUGUUUGGAUACUCAGUCCAGCAGUUUGAGAACAGUGAAGGGAAAUGGGUACUUAUCGGUUCUCCCUUGGCCGGCCAGCCAGCCAAACGGACUGGAGAUGUCUACAAAUGCCCUGUGGAUCGAGGACCAAACCCUAAAUGUAUCAAACUGGAGCUGCCUGAAAACACAACAAUUCCUAACUUACACGAAGUCAAGGAUAACAUGACCAUGGGAACGACGCUGGUUACCAACCCUCAAGGAGGCUUUCUGGCUUGUGGUCCCCAGUACGGCUACAUGUGUGGUCAGCAGACGUACAUCUCUGGGGUAUGUACCAACGUCAGCUCAACCUUCCAGGUACUCAACUCCAUCGCCCCGGCCGUGCAAGAGUGUGCCAAGGAGCUUGACAUUGUCAUGGUGCUUGAUGGCUCCAAUAGUAUAUGGCCAUGGAACAGCAUCAUUGAGUUCCUGGUCAAGUUUCUGAAAAAUAUCGAAAUUGGACCUAAACUGUCCCAGGUGGGCAUUGUGUCAUAUGGAGAGCAAGUCAUUCACAAUGUGAACCUCAGCCAGUUUAAUAACACUCUAUCCCUGCUGGGAAAAGUGAUGAAUCUUGAACAGCAACAGGGUGUCAGGACCAUGACCUUCCUGGGUAUCGACACAGCAAGGAAAGAGGCCUUCACCGUGGAGCGAGGGGCGCGGCCCGGGGUCAAGAAGGUCAUGAUAAUCGUGACGGACGGAGAGUCACAUGACUCUCAUAACCUCAAAAAUGUCACCGCAGAAUGCGAGAAAGACGACAUUGAGAGGUUCGGUAUUGCAGUGCUUGGUGAUUACAACAGGAACAACAGAAGCAUCACUGAGGUGAAAAAGUUCAUUGAGGAGAUCAAGAACAUCUCCAGCGAUCCUGUGGGAGAUCACUUCUUCAACGUGUCCGACGAGUUUGCCUUGCUCACCAUCGUAGACGCUCUGGGAAGCAGGAUCUUUGCCUUGGAAGCAACGUCAGGUAACUACACCUCGUCGUUUGAGAUGGAGAUGUCCCAGGCAGGAUUUAGUGCCCACACCUCUAAGGAGGGUGUGAUGCUGGGAGCAGUGGGAGCGUAUGAAUGGAACGGGACAGUAGUGAUGCACACAGACCAGGGUACCAUGGUUCCCCUAAACGCAGACUUCCAUGACCCCCUGGACGAGAGGAAGGAGAGCCUGGCGGGGUAUGUGGGUUAUGAUGUGCAGUCUGCAUCAACCCCUAAUGGUGUAUUAUAUAUCACGGGGGCACCGCGGCACAACCACACAGGCAGAGUCAUCGUGUACAAACUGGAUGGGCAACACAUCACAGUCACACAAGUGCUGAAAGGAGAGCAGAUUGGCUCCUACUUUGGCAGCGUUCUCCAGACGGUGGAUGUUGACCAGGACUCGUACACAGACAUCCUGCUGGUGGGGGCUCCUAUGUACAUGGGCCCAGAGAGGGAGGAACAGGGGCAGGUGUACGUCUUCAAACUCAAUGAGAAGGGCAUGUUUGAGCACCAGGCCACGCUGAAGCCGGACAACCAGACGUGUUGUACCUCGGCCCACUCCCAUGGCUGCACCAACGUUCGCAAGAAUGACCCGUGUGGCGCCCGUUUCGGCACCGCCAUCGCCGAGGUCAGCGACCUGGACCUGGACGGGAACCGGGACGUGGCCAUAGGGGCACCGUUCGAGAAUGACCACAGAGGAGCAGUCUACAUCUACCACGGAGCCAAGAAGACGAUCAAGGAGAAAUACGUCCAGCGUAUCCCAGGUCCUGGAGACGGGGUGAAGACUAAGUUCUUUGGCCAGUCAAUCCAUGGAGUCAUGGACCUGAACGGAGAUGGAAUCAUAGACGUUACCAUCGGAGGUCUGGGAGGCGCUUCUCUGUUCUGGUCCAAGGAUGUUGCUGAGCUUUAUGCCAACAUGACCUUUGACCCGAGCAAGAUCAACCUCCAGCAGCCCUCUAAAGGCUGCAUGUUGGGCGGGAGGGAAACUGUGUGUGUGAAGACCAGGGUCUGCUUUAGCUACAGCGUCAAGUCUGAGAAGGAUGACACUAACUCGGGCACAGCCAUUAAGUACAGCCUGACGCUGGACUCUCUGAGGGCGAAGUCGAGGGCUGCGUUUGUCAACAUAGACGAGAAAAGUGAGAGGAAGGCCCAGGCCACCGCCAAGAUCAUAGACAAUCUGUGUGUGGAGCAUUUAUUUGCCAUGAAGGCUAAAUUGGACUUCAGAGACCCAAUCAUGGUCUCCCUGGAGUUUGGCCUGGCUGAGGACACGGGUCCCGUCCUGGAUGGAGAUCUACCAACGUCACUUAACAAAACGAUUCCUUUGGUGGACUGUGGGACCGAUGACAAGUGCAUAGCUGACCUAUCGCUGAAGGCUGUGCCAAGUAUACAAAGUCUUGUGAUUAAAGCGAACAAGGAGAAGUUCCACGUUCUGAUCACCACUAGAAACAGCAAAGACAAUGCGUACAACACCAAAGUUAUGCUGAGCUUUACUGAAAACAUAAACUACGUCAAGGUCGAGCCCAAAGAAAAAGACUGUAGUCUAAAUAAUACCAAAGUUGAGUGUGCUGUGGGAUAUCCAUUCCUCAAAAGCAAUGUAGAGGAGGUCUUUAAGAUCCUGUUUGAAGUCAACCCUGCACAUAUCUGGAAGGAAAUUCAGAUCAACGUAACUGCAACCAGUGACAGCGACGAAGUGAACAGCACCCUUUUUGAUAACUCGGUGAAAAUCUCCAUCCCUGUGAAGUACGAGGCUGGACUUAGAUUCACAGCUGACAGGCACAUGAAGGAGGACCACAUCAUAGUGAAAGAGGGAGAGCAGCACCCUAGGGUCUUCAACGGCACCAGUGUGAUAGGAGAAGAGGUCAAGAUCAGCUACACGAUUAAUCGGGAUGUGGAAAUGGCGACUCCUCCUCUGAAGCUAAGGGUGAAGUACCCGUACCUCUCACCCAGAGAGAACAUCCUGCUUUACCUGACUCGUGUCACCUCCUCACAGGAUGUGAGAUGCCAUGCCGGCCAUCUGAUUAACCCUUUAAAGAUCAACCACAACAAUGUCCACACUCUCAACCUUAAAAAAGAGACCCUCAGUGACUUCCUGGUGGGCUGUAAGGACCACCCAUGUGAGUCAUUUGACUGCUCCAUCCCUCACGUCAACAACAGCCAGGUCAAUGUUACCUUCAGGGUGUGGAAGCCCACCUUUAUCAAAGCAGAGUUCACCAGCCUUCAUAUGAUAGUUCAUGCCACCCUGGAGAACCAGAACACGGAUCUCUUCAUGUUGAGCACCGCGAAUAACGCCAGAGAUGUGAAGAUCCAGGUGUCUAAAGAGGCUUUGGGAGGUAUACCGCUGUGGAUCAUUAUAGUCAGUAUCCUAAUAGGACUUCUCAUUCUGGCACUGGUCAUCAUCGCCCUAUGGAAGGCUGGAUUUUUCAAAAGAAAAUCCAUGGAGGAUAUGGAGAAGGAGGACAUGAAGAAUUAACCCUUCCCACCACCCUGUAGGUCUGUCUGUGCCCCACUGUCUUUAGGUCUGUUAUCAGGUCAGUGAGAGGAGAUACCGUGGGAAAUACCAACCCAUUCACCUGAAUGCCAUCAGGUCAGAGGAAAAGCCAGAGUUUAUCUAUGGUUCUGCACCAACCUAUUCACCUGAAAGUGAUAUGGCCCAUCUAUAUGAACAACAUGGUCUACCAGACAUAAUAACAACUUGGUCCGGGUUCAGUGGAAAGAGAAGCCUUGGGAAACAUUGAACUUGUACACUGUGGUCUUCCGUCUAUCCAACUUGGGUACCAAGACCUGGACCUUAAGGACCUAAGCUAGAAGAGACAUCAGAAGACCUAGAUGUCUGGCAUCCUGACUCAGAACUGAUCAUAUGAUGCCACAACCUUAUCAGCUUUAUUACAACAGAACAAAACAUUCUCAGGUUUACUUAGAACAUCCCAAUGCCACUAAAAACACCCCAGACUAUGGCAUUAAACCAAAGUUGCCCAAGUCCACGUGACCUCUGGUGGGUUUGCACAGACAAUCUGCAGUGGGUUCGAAUCCUGUGUCCUAGUUGUUUGAUACAUUUGCAAAAUGUUCUAGUCUUACAAGCUCAGUCUUUAAGUUCGAUUGUUGUUGUAUGUUUUACCAAAAUGUUCCUCCGAGUAGUAAAGAGGUGUAUCCCACCAAAAGAAUAUAUUCUUUAUAAAAGAAGAGGAGGAAUAGAUGCUAUUGACAUAAAUACUUUCAUUUAUCUUGUCACGACAUGGGGGUAGAGAAUUUACAGAUUGCACCUUUACAGUAUUAGGAAACCUUUUGAUUCUGCUGUUAAUGUAAGUGAAUGUAAAGCUUCUACAUAAAGUUGUUUGCAACAAUUCCUAGAAUUGAAGCUAAAACGGACAUAAAUCCAGCAUGCAUCAAGAAGGCCCUACACUCUUAGAAAAAAAGGGUUCCAAAAGAGUUCUUUGCAGAGGGAGAGGGUUUUUACCAAGAACCAUUUUUGAUCAGAAGAACCCUUUUCGGAAGUCAAGGGUUAUUUGUAAGGCAAAGGGUUCUACCUAGAAACUUUAACAUGCUAAGAACCAGAAGAAAGGCAAGAAGGGUUGUACAUAGAGCCAUAUAUAGUAUUUCCCAGCAUGCAGCAUAUAUUGUUUUACUGUAGUAUCUCUGUUUUUGCAUGUACAUUGAUUGGCUAAUACAUUUUAUGCUACACAAAGAUACAUAACAUACUGUUUUCUAAACUGAUCCAAUCUGUUGGAUUCGUUACUUAGAUGGUUGUUCCAGUUUAGAUGACUGAGGAAGUCUCAGUAAUCAGACUUCCCCUCCCUGGCAGUCAUUCUGAAUGCAGGUUGGGGCUGAUUUAAUAAUUCCACUUGUUGGCUAUCCUAACUCUGGCUGGAUUCCAAUAGGAAUUACACAUCACUUUGCAAGCCAGCAUAAUGUGACUUGCAGGCCUGAUGUGGCAUGUAAACCAGGAGAUUCCUAACACCACUGUGUUCUGGUAUAACUAGGCCCUUAAAGAAAGGCCUUAUGAUAUAUGUAAUAUAUUGUCAUAAAUAAUUAAAGGUGAAGGCUAAUAAGGCUGGUGGAACCAUUCAUAAAGUGUAUUAGGAAGAACCCUACAAAGAUAAAAGGAAGAACCUUUAGAUGAUGAUGAUAAAACGGUUCUUGGUAGAACCAUAUACAGGAGGUUCUUUGCAAAGGAUUCUACCCAGCACCGAAAGGGGUUCCCCUAUGGGGACAAACUGAAGAACCUGUAUGGUUCUACUUAGCACCUUUUUUCUAAGAGUGUAUGUGUCAGUAAUAGAGAGAAAAUAACUCAUUUGCUCCAAUGUUUCUCAGGUGCUACGUACUGUAUGAUAGUAUGGUGAUAGUAUAAUGAGUAUGUUCGGCCUUAAUAAUAUGGAGUAUAUGGAGCUUUGACAUCAUCUGAAUUAGAUAAAACAAACAAACGUAGUAUUUUAAAAUAAAAAUAUUGGUCUUAGAUUUUGAUCGAAAAUCGAAAUGUCCAACAAAAUGUGCAUUGGAACUAGAUUCAUUUAGCCUCCAUCCGCUAAGAUUUUAGUUUUUUGCCUCCCCUUUCUUUUCUGUCUUGUCUUAUUUUGGGAGAUUGAUUCGUGAGGUAGCCUACAGUUACCCAGAAAGCCUCUCAGUGGAGUGUAACCUGAUUCCUGAUGUCUUCAUUUGACAGUAGGGCCGAACAAAAAUACUUUUGUCAUGAAGACUGUCAAAAUCGGGGAAACUUGGGCGAUUGACAGUCACAUACUGGGGGUGAUUUGACAGCCUAUGACGGACCGGUAGAGGUUUGAAAUCACCCUCACCAUGUGACACUCGUGAAUGUGAGUUGCAUCCCCCACUCCUUUUGAUAUUUAUGCACCUUGGCUUAUUCUCCUCCUGAAUCUAUCUGCAUUUUGUUCCCAUAUUUUGCAUACGUUGCAUUGUAUAUAAGAGACACUCAUCACUUUUGAAAGCACAAGUAAUAAAGAUCAAAUGUCUGUCCAAUGUGUAAGAUCAUGUUAACACAGCGAUCCUCCAUCCUGUCCCCUUCUGGAGAACGUAUUUGUCACAGCUCGGCGGUGAUGGAGUCAGCCGAUGAAGAUUUGAUUACGGAUGAGUUGAAUCAGUAACCGUACUCUGAAACCCAGAACCAAAUUUGUGUGUGCCGACCAGCUUCUCGAUUUGACAUUUAAUAACAUUCAUGUUAACAGUCUGUCUCAAGGGGUUGUUGUAUCAGGUGUGAUGGCACUAAGGUUGCAUAACAACCUGCAUUACUUUGACUCUCCAGGAGCAGGUUUGAGGAUCACUGAUCUAUCGUCUCAGUCCACUUUGACCGAGGGAGGGAGGGAGGGAGGGUGGGAUGGAGGGAGGGGGCUGAGCUUGCAUCUGACUGAUAUGGUCCAGUCAUACACACUGCUGUGAAAUGUCCACUUAAUGCACUGGUUUGUCAUACUGUAUGUACUCUCAUUAGCACAGAUUUGAAAGCAUUUAGAAAGCAUUGCACAUGUUGUCAAGGAUCUUAUGCAGAAAAAUAAUAAAACCUUGUUUUGUAAUGUUGGA